Molecule: messenger RNA, 1330 nt
Organism: Geodia barretti
Lineage: Eukaryota; Metazoa; Porifera; Demospongiae; Tetractinellida; Geodiidae
Source: the annotation of a GenBank genome assembly
CUACGUAGGUACGUAGCUAAAUGGCGACGACAGUCACAGUUCCCGUCCCUUUUGAGGUCAAAGAUCCAGCCAGAAAGUUCACACCGCUGGGAAGACCCUUUAGAAAGCCUCGCAAGGUGGCCGCUUCUCUCUCUAGUUUGUCGUCCAGCUGCAACUUGGACGAGUUGUAUUUCUUGGAGAAACCUCUUUUGAAGCCCAAAAUACGUGUCGGGCCCAGUCCGUGCAGCUACACCUUACCUCCUCCUCCGCGCUGCGGCAAGGGAGGAAAGAUCAACCCUAGAACCAAGUACGACAGAGAUCUGCUGCCCAAACCAAACUAUGAGCUCUGGACACUGAACACAAGAACACUUGAGAAGGCUCCCUCGCCAUGUUCCUAUGCUGUCACCAACAGCAUUGGAGGCAAAAGUCUGUCCAAAAAAGCCAGUCCAGCCUACUCUAUUAGGAGCCGUCCUCCACCUCCAAGAAAAACAAAAGCGGAAGUGUUGAUUCCAGCCCCAAACCUCUACAAUGCAGCAAAAUCUACUGACUACGUCAGUCGACACUUCCCUUCAUUCACCAUCAGAACAUCCAACACCAGAAAGAAAAUUGAGAGCAGUCCAGGCCCUGCCCACUACCAUCCAAAGAACUCGUUUUGCCAGAGCCAAUCGCCUUCUUUCACGUUUACCUCUCGCACUCCUACCAGAACACACACCACUUAAAAAACCAGAUAUUGUACAAGAAUUUCGUGUAACAAACAUAAUUUCUGUCUAGUUGUGAACAUUGAGCAUGGAGAAUGAGCAGUGAGUGAGAAUGAGUCAUAGAAACAGAUCAUCAGCAGUAUUAUGUCGUGUGGCGUGAGGUAAUGUAUUACGAAGAGUAGUCAGUCUCUCAGGGGCUGGAGGCAGGAAGACUUGACUUGUCGAGGUCGUCAAAGUACGGGUGGCGAAGAGCAGCCUUGGCGGUCAUUCUCUUCCCGGGGUUAUAGACAAGCAUUUGCUGGAGAAAUAAUAGACACCGCAAGAGAGAGGUGAGUGAGGGAAAGAGGAGGUGUGUGCAUGUCUGCUAUGUUAUUCACCCCAGUGGGAGUGAAAUAGCUCCUAGGCAUUCCCCCGGUGCAAGAGAGGUGAAAGGCACCACUUGCACCAAAGGAGCGUCAGGGAGCAAAACCUUAACUCGGGUACUGCGUGAGUACACUACAAAGCUAACCAGGAGGAGGUCUCUCCCCUCAGAGUUCAGUUUUGGGAUGACCUGAACCAUCGGUUUCGGGGCCCAGCGAGGGAAAGUCUGUUUAAAGUCAGGUAGUUCCAUCACUCCCGGCCACGUUGCAUCUGUCGGUGUGCCCAGAACUCUG